Molecule: messenger RNA, 1677 nt
Organism: Colletotrichum higginsianum IMI 349063
Lineage: Eukaryota; Fungi; Ascomycota; Sordariomycetes; Glomerellales; Glomerellaceae
Product: Cystathionine gamma-synthase
Exons: 2
Coding region: 1-1677 (558 amino acids)
Biological process (GO): transsulfuration
Molecular function (GO): pyridoxal phosphate binding; cystathionine gamma-synthase activity
Source: RefSeq, a predicted model, not a curated record
AUGACGACUGGUUAUCCCAGGUUCUUCAUCCAUAGGAGUAUCGUUGCCCUGGCCGAUGACUUAGUGUCCCAAUACGCUCGUUCUGGCCAGCAAGCCAUGCUCUUCCCCACUCCUCGCUCCGCGAGACGAUGUUUGGCAUUCGUGAAGAAGCACGCAGAAGCCUCGAUUACCGCUGACGUAUGUGUGCUUGACUUUGGGCUAGAUACGUCCAAAGAUGUCUCGCUGCUGCUGCGCUCGCUGGCACCGACUGUUUCCGCCAUCGUGUAUGGCCCAGAGGUGUUCCCUGUUGCCAAGCAGUACUGGCAGCACACCGGAGACGGAGUGUCGAGUCGACGCGCCGAGUUCUGUCACGGGUUGUUAAAGGAGGGCCUACUCGUCCCUGCCGAGCCGCCCCAGUCUCCUGUGGGAAAGGCGUGCAGGGGUCCCAAGCGAUAUCAUCGUCCAUCUUCUAUCGAUGACACCAAGGCGGCCAGCCACCACCUUGCGACCAAGGCAACCUCCCAGAGUGCAUCCGAGACCCAGGAGAGUCUACGCUUCCUCGAGGAACGCUUCGGCAGAAACUUGGAUCUCUCUCUUGUCGAGCGUGCCAGGUCAGCCAUCAAGCGAAGGAUCGCAGGUGCGAUGGCCGUCGACAUGGAAUCGAGCAUCAGCUCACUGCCCCCCAUGGGCGACAACUCAAGAAAUCAGAAGGACUUGCAGGAGAGCGAUGUCUACCUAUUUCCUUGCGGUAUGAAUGCCAUCUACAACGCGCAUAGGGCCAUGUUGCGCGCUAGGGGUGACAUGAAGUCGGUCAGCUUCGGCUUCCCCUAUGUCGACACGCUCAAGAUUCUGCAAAAGUUCGGGCCCGGCUGUGUGUUUUAUGGCCACGCGUCGGAGGCGGAUCUAGACGAUCUGGAAAAGCGGUUGGAGGCUGGUGAGCGCUUCUUGGCUCUCCUCUGCGAGUUUCCCGGCAACCCUCUCCUGACUUGCCCGAACCUGGCGCGCAUCCGCAGCCUGGCGGACAAAUACGGGUUUGGCGUCGUCAUCGACGAGACGAUCGGCAGCUUCAUCAACAUCGACGUGCUGCAGUACGCCGACAUUGUCGUCAGCAGUCUGACCAAGAUAUUCUCGGGAGACUGCAAUGUCAUGGGCGGCAGUGCCAUCCUCAAUCCCAGCGGCAGAUAUUAUCAGUCACUCAAGAACGCGUGGGCCGAGGACCUCGAAGACACGUACUGGCCUGAGGAUAUCGUCUUCAUGGAGCGCAACAGUCGUGACUUUGCGUCGCGUAUCGAGCGCAUCAACACGAAUUCCGAGAGCAUCUGUGACAUUCUCUCGGCACACCCGUUAGUCAAGCGUGUCUUCUACCCCAAGGUUAACCCUACGCGGCCCAACUACGAACUCUGCAAGCUGCCCGGCGGUGGGUACGGCGGCCUUCUCUCCGUUACAUUCCAUAAAAAGGCCCAGGCCAUCGCCUUUUUCGAUGCUAUCGAGACGGCCAAGGGCCCGAGCCUUGGCACCAACUUUACUCUGACGUCGCCCUACGUUCUCUUGGCUCACUACCAAGAACUCGACUGGGCUGCCAGCCUGGGCGUUGACCCGGACCUGAUCCGUGUGAGUGUUGGUCUCGAGGAGACGGACGAGUUACGGGAAAUCUUCACACAGGCCCUGGAGGCGGCGGAGAAGCAGACAAGUAUUUGA